AUGCGAGUUACCAUUCGCAACUACCAGCCCGUGGGUUAUUGGGGUAAGUGUCCAUCUCAUCUUUCAAGAGAGCAGGAGCGAUCCUGACAUUCGCAGUCCCCCUCCUCACUCGCCUCGCCCCCCGCACCCCCUCGCAUACAGUCUGGGACGUCAAGGAUCCAGACGACGUGUGUGGCAUUUGCCAAAACGCCUUUGACGGAGUGUGCGGCGGGAGCUGCAAAGAGCCGGGAGAUGCUUGUCCGCUGCGUGAGCUGCGUCCGCUUCCUCACUCUUUUCGCAAUGCCUGUGGGCGCUAAAGCAGAGUCUCGAUCUCCCUCCCCCUUUCACAGUAUUUGGAACGUGCACGCACGUAUUUCACAUGCAUUGCAUUCUCAAGUGGCUCGAGCCGAUGAGGGAGAGGGGCGAGGAAGGUGCAUGUCCGAUGUGCAAGAGGCCUUGGGGUGAGUGCGGAGGGGGUGCAAAGAGCAUGCAGUGCAGGACUGCACGAGAGGAAAAGCGCAUACUACCGCAAAGAUCUUCGCUGCUCGCACGCUCAAAAUGCAUCUUUCCCUCCGCAGUCGAGCAAGUUCAAGAAGGAGCAUCAAACAAGGCUGCCGAUGGUACCGAUGUGGCAGCCUAG
Messenger RNA from Ceraceosorus bombacis, 619 nucleotides. Lineage: Eukaryota; Fungi; Basidiomycota; Exobasidiomycetes; Ceraceosorales; Ceraceosoraceae. The record is from the annotation of a GenBank genome assembly.